Chara braunii is the source of this 2185-nucleotide messenger RNA. Lineage: Eukaryota; Viridiplantae; Streptophyta; Charophyceae; Charales; Characeae. The record is from the annotation of a GenBank genome assembly.
CGAGGGUGGCGACCAUGGGCAGAAGGCGAGAGGCGUGAAGGGACGGUCUAAGGGGGGCAGUGGCACACCGCUCCAGCCGCCCGUUAUUAACCUGCCUUCAAGCGACAGCACCCCAACCCCCGUUCCUCCUCCCCUCCCAUCGUCCCAACCCCUCUCCCGCCCAGACGCGAAGAGAAGCACGGACGUCUCCAAGCCUGUUAUGGGCAUAGAUCUGGGCACAUCCUUCUGCUGCGUCGCGAUUUAUCGUGACUUUGAUACCAUCGAGGUAGUCCCGAACGAUUUGGGCUUUCGAAUCACGCCCUCUGCUGUUGCGUUCGUCGGGGAGGAGUGUCUGGUGGGCGAGUCAGCGAAGAGACACGGCAGAGGUCAUCCCAAGCAGUGCAUCUUUGAAGUCAAGCGGCUCAUGGGUCGGUCAUUUCUAGACGAGCACGUGCAGCAGGACGCCAAAGUGUGGCCUUUUCGUGUGGUCCCGGGCCCACGGAACGAGGCACUUGUGGAGGUCCAAGUGUCGGAGGGCAAACCUGAUGUCCCAGAGUCCCGAGUCCCAACGAGAACCUUUCGACCAGAGGAGAUCUCAGCCAUCCUUCUGAAGGAAAUGAGGAGGAUAGCAGAGACCUACGCUGGGGGGGAGACCAUCACCGAUGCAGUGAUCACCGUGCCAGCGUACUUCAACGAUGCUCAAAGACAGGCCACGAGGGAUGCAGGCACCAGAGCGGGACUUAACGUCCUGAGGCUGAUGAAUGAGCCCACAGCUGCCGCUUUGGCUUAUGGCCGCUUGAGGGAGAUGGGAAGGGGCGGGGGGUGUGUAGGGAAGAAGAUCAUGGUGUUCGAUCUUGGCGGGGGCACCUUCGACGUGUCGAUCAUCACGAUCACAGCGGGAGCGGACGAAGAGUCCAGCUUUCUCGUCAAUGCUGUGGCUGGGGAUGGGCAUUUAGGGGGGGCGGACUUCGACGGGCGAUUGCUGGCCCAUGUGCUGGAACAGCUCAGGAAGCAAUACGGGACCGACUUCUCGGUGUCGAGCAAUCCUAACGUGAUGACGAGGCUGAAGGCAGCAGUGGUGGAGGCAAAACACGCGUUGUCUGGACGUACCGAGACGGAAAUCGAGCUAGAUUACGGCGAAACGACCCUCAGCGUGAGAGUGGGCCGAGCGGCUUUCGAAGAUAUGAACGGCGAUCACUUCGACAACUGCAAGAGGAUCAUGGACGAAGCAGUCAGCGCAGCUGGGGUGAAGAGAGCAGACAUUGCGGAGGUGAUUCUUGUGGGAGGAUCUACCCGAAUUCCAAGGGUGCAGGAGCUGGUGACGCAGUAUUUCGGUAGAAAACCCCUCCAGAACGUUCAUCCCGACGAGGCAGUGGCGUAUGGGGCCGCUCUUCAAGCGGGAUUGAUGGCUAGCGGGUGCUUUAAGUGUGACGAAGCCACCCCAGAUCACGCUGGCGGGGGGAAGGGGACUAUUUCUGUGCGAGAUGUGACCCCUUUAAGCAUCGGAACGGACUUUGAGCUGCAGGAAAUGGGGGUGCUUAUCCCCCGCAACACCCCCCUUCCAGCAAAGGGGUCAAUGGACUUCGCUUGCGUGUACGACUACCAGAGCACGAUGAGCUUUGCGCUGUUUGAGGGAGAGAGAGCUCUGUGCGGAGAUAACCGGUUCCUUGGCCUUUUCACACUGCAGGGUUUCACUGGUCUUCCCGCCAACGGCAAGCCUGUAACUAGACUGCUUGUCCGGAUAGAUGAGGACGGGAUCCUCCAUGCCACCGCGGAGGCGACAGCCAAUCACAUCCAGCUUGGCAGGCAGGCGGGAGUGCAAGUCCGCACGGGCAUCGGCGUGCUCAACAAGGAGGGGGCGCAUGCGAUUACCUCCAUAGCUCAGGCUAUGGCUACCAUCACACCGGACAUGAAACUGCGCGACGACGCUCUCAGGGCGGCAUUCAAGGCUAGGAGAGAGCUCCAGCGACUCGCGUGGAGACUCAGAGACGAGAAGCAGCUCUCACGAAAGAGUGGGAGAAAGAAGGCGGCUAUGGCGUCCCGCCUAGCCAACCAGGUAUUGAACUGGAUGCUUUCCGAGUCCAACGUGGCCCCUCGGGACGAAUACGACAAACGGAUCAGCGAGCUUAAGGCCUUGGAUCGACGCUGAUUAGUUCAUUAGUAAUUAGUCAACAAGGGAUCCCGAUGGCCGAUGGCGAUCCCGAUG